AUUUGAAAUUGCUUUAGUGGAAAAAGCCCUAAGUGACAAACUAGGGCUUGGGAGCUUGGGCAUGGACGAUCAAGCUAGCGCGAUAGAGGAGGAGUAUAUUUUGUUGGAUUUGGAGGAGGUCUUUCACGGCGGAGCGAUCCCGACCAAUUGUCCAUACACUCUUUCGGGUCUGGACACGCUUAAUCCCAUUCUUACUUUGGGCAAUGGACUGAAGCUUAUCGGAGAGUACGAGGACACUGUCGGGUCCUGCAUUGUUUUCUCUGAAUCUGAUGAGCCAACCGAAACAAUCCGCGACCCGGUUUUCCCCCUGGACAUCGUCGAUCCAACAAAGCAACCGAUCCAAAAAGUAGUCAAGAGCGUUUGCUCGCUGCAGAAGAAGCUUAAGUUUCGCGUCAUGAGUGACAAGGACCAACCUCUCACUGGUAAGUUCUCGCAAUUCCAUCUUUUACUGCUCCCUCUCUUUCUCUCUCGCGAUCACAGGAGCAACAGCGACGCAAUGAUCUUACCCGCGACGAUUGUGAUGGUAUAAAAAAAUAGGAGCCAUUGGAGGUUCUUUAACUCCCACAGGUCCUCAAAGUCAGCGAGAUCACUCAUUUAAACAAAAUAUUUAAACAAAUAUUUACUGCCCCAAGGUACCAUCGUACUUUGUAAGUUGUAAUGCUUUUAAGCUGCUCGCCCCAGAGAUUGUGAAGACCUCGCCUUGUAGUCAUGAAUGGAUGAAUCCAGAGCUCUUUUCUCCAUCA
Molecule: messenger RNA, 743 nt
Organism: Selaginella moellendorffii
Lineage: Eukaryota; Viridiplantae; Streptophyta; Lycopodiopsida; Selaginellales; Selaginellaceae
Exons: 5
Coding region: 62-529 (155 amino acids)
Biological process (GO): transcription by RNA polymerase III
Cellular component (GO): transcription factor TFIIIC complex
Source: RefSeq, a predicted model, not a curated record